Messenger RNA from Helianthus annuus (common sunflower), 4389 nucleotides. RefSeq lists its product as uncharacterized. NCBI's taxonomy places the organism in Eukaryota, Viridiplantae, Streptophyta, Magnoliopsida, Asterales, Asteraceae. The transcript has 4 exons. Bases 1 to 4389 code for a protein of 1462 amino acids. The record is from RefSeq and is a predicted model, not a curated record.
AUGGAUUAUAGUUACUUCAAGCCGUCGGAUAUGGAUGCAAGACAUGUCAAGCCGCCGGAUAUUCUGUCUUCCUCGUCAAACCCUAAUAAGGGUUUUGCUACUAGAUUACUGAACAUUGACGGCAAAACAUUCUGUCCGCGUAGGGGUGUUGUGUCUGAUCAACAACAGGGACCGAAGGUAGUUAAUGUCAUAGAUGAACUUACCAAAAUCACAAUUCCAGUCAAUCUUAAUGCCGAUGAUCAUGAUGUCAUUAAGCCUAAUGCUGUGCAUGAUGAGGUUUUCUGGGAAGCUAGUAAGGAGGAGAAAACAGUCUCGUAUGCUGAAAAGGUGCAGUCCACUCGUAAGAAAAGGGAGGUAAAUUUCAGACUCUUGGAACCUAAGGAAACGAGAGAUGAUGCUGAUAUUGUUAUACCGAAAGAGGUUGUGCAGCAGGUUCAAGACAAAUUCGAUAAUGUCCUCUAUGGUUAUUUUUUAGGGAAUAGAUUGCCGUUUCCUGUGGUUGAGUAUUAUGCGAAGAAUGUCUGGGCAAAGUUUGGGUUUUCAAAACUUAUGAUGAACACGUCAGGUUUCUUUUUCUUCAAGUUUGACUCGAAGGAAGGAUUGACUAAGGUGUUGGAAGGAGGACCAUGGUUAAUACGAAAGGUCCCGUUAUUUCUGAACAUAUGGUCUCCAAAGGUUACACUCAAGAAAGAUAGUAUCAAAACCGUUCCAAUAUGGGUUAAGUUGCACAAUGUGCCGAUUUCAGUUUAUACGGAUGAUGGAUUGAGCUUGUUGGCUUCGAAGCUAGGGGUUCCUAAAAGGUUAGAUUCCUAUACAGCUGAUAUGUGUGUUGAAAACUGGGGAAGGAGUAGUUAUGCUCGUGCGAUGAUUGAGUUAAAUGCUGAUAACGAGCUGAAGGAUCACAUUACUGUAGCUAUCCCUAAAAUGGAUGAGGAUGGGUUCAUUUUGGAACGGGUUAAAGUUGAAUAUGAGAGGAGGCCGUUACGCUGUAGUACAUGUUGUUUGUUUGGUCAUGAUGACAAUACGUGUAGCAAGAAACCUAAUGGUAAGGCUAAGAUGGUUACUGUUGAUGAGGAGGGUUUUGUUACUGAUAAAAGGAAGAUGGCGAGGUACUCGUUCCCUCAAAAGAAGCAGAAACCUAAGGUUGUGUAUAAACCUAAGACUAAUAAAUAUCAUGCAAGUACGUCUGGAACGAAGGGGGAUAAUUCGGCGGCUGUGCAGUUGUCAAACUCCUUUGCGGUGCUUGAUAAUGAUAAGAAUAAUGAGAAAAGGGAUCCGACUAGUGCCAAGUCGAUGAUUGAUGAAAAUCAUGGUACCCGUAUACAACAACCUGAUGAAGUUAAGGAGUUGAAUCUGACAGAGAUGGCUGAUUUUAUGAGUGGUAACAUGAAUAAUCAAAAUUCUGAGGGGGCAAGCACUCCCGGUGACAAUGAGUCUCAUGUGGCUGUUAAUAAGCUGAAUAAGAUAUGUGAGAAGAUUUUUCGGAAUUGGAAGUGGACAUCGAACGGAGGUAUGUGUCAUAGAGGUACGAGGGUGAUAUUGGGGUGGAAUGCGGAUGAUAUUGAUCUUAUGGUUAUAUCCCAAUCAGACCAGGUUAUUCAUGCUCAGGUAUUGUUAAAAUCGGUCAAAAAGAAGAUAUUUUGUUCUUUUGUGUAUGCGGAAAACAAAUAUCAGGAUAGGAGAAGCUUGUGGGCUGAUUUGUGUAACUUUAAAGGCCUCACUCAUGAUUUCAAUGCCGCUUGGGUUGUAAUGGGUGAUUUCAAUGCCGCUUUGAAUAUGGAGGAUUUUACUAUGGGGCCGUCCUCCCACACAAUAGCUAUGCGAGAAUUCUAUGAUUGUGUUCAAGAGGCAGAAUUGAUCGAUGUUAAGAGUCAUGGGUUGCAUUAUACUUGGAAUCAAAAACCAAAGGAUGGGGUAGGAAUGCUAAAGAAGAUUGACCGUAUUAUGGGUAACAUCAAACUCUUAGAUGUUUUCUCGGAUGCUUAUGCUAUGUUUCAGCCUUUCCGUGUUUCAGAUCAUGCUCCUGCUAUCUUGAAAUUAUUUUCUAUGUCUACGGACCGGCCUAAACCUUUUAAAUUCCCAAACUUUAUUGUGACAAAGCCUGAGUUCCGUCAAGCUGUGAUGUCCGAAUGGACUAAAACCGUGGAGGGUGCUACCAUGUUUUCUGUGGUUAAGAAAAUGAAGGGUCUGAAAUCACAUUUUAGGAGGAUAUUGCGUAAUCAAGGUAAUCUCCAUAAAAGAGUUACUGACUUACGGAAUGAGCUGGACCAGAUUCAAAAACAGGUGGAAGCUCAUCCUUUUGAUGCUGCUAUUCGGUCUUCUGAGACUAUCUGUUUGCGAGACUUCAAGUCAGCGGUUUAUGAUGAGGAGUGUUUCUUGAAACAAAAAUCUAAAGUGCAAUGGUUAUGUGCGGGUGAUUCAAAUACAUCCUACUUUCAUAAUAGUGUGAAAAGUAGGAAUGCUAGAAAUAAAAUCAAUUGCAUUAAGGAUACGAAUGGGAACCAGUAUGAGGGAGUUGAUGUCGCGGCUGCUUUGCUAAACCAUUAUUCAGCUUUCAUGGGCACCGAAGAUAAAGUGGCUAGGUUGGAUGAUGCAGAUUUAUUUGUUAAUGUUUUGCAGCAGAAUGUGGCGGAGACUAUGGUGAGACAGGUUAUCGAUGAUGAAGUUAAACAGGCUAUGUUCAGUAUAAGUGAGAAUAAGGCUGGGUGUUUGGGGACUCUAGUGAACAUUAACCAGUCGGCGUUUGUUCCUGGUAGAAAGAUAUCUGGUAAUAUUCUUAUUACGCAGGAGCUUAUGCAUAAUUAUCAUGUGGAUCGUGGUCCUCCGAGGUGUGCUUUGAAGAUUGACAUCCAGAAAGCUUAUGAUACUGUAAGCUGGUCUUUUUUAGAAGCUAUUUUAGUCCGGUUUGGUUUUCACCGGAAAAUGGUUGCUUGGAUUAUGGCGUGUGUCACAAUGGUAUCCUACUCGGUUAGCGUAAAUGGCGAGUUGCAUGGUUACUUUUCAGGGAAACGGGGUCUUCGUCAAGGAGAUCCAAUGUCCCCGUACCUAUUCACAUUGAUUAUGGAGGUGUUAUCUCUCAUGUUACAAAAGAUGGCGUUAAACCCUGCUUUCAAGUUCCAUAGUCACUGUUCUAAACAAAAGAUUAUCAACGUAUCAUUUGCUGAUGACUUAUUUGUUUUUGUUAAUGGAGAUAUUGGAUCGGUUAAGCUUGUUCGGAAUGUUUUGGAGAAGUUCACUAGUGUUUCGGGCCUGGUCCCUAGCUUGCCCAAGAGUACGGUUUUUUUCUGCAAUGUUCCAAGCCAAGUAAAAGCUGAAAUCCUGAGCUUGUUGCCGUUUCGUGAGGGUGAACUUCCGGUUCGCUACCUCGGGGUUCCCUUAAUCUCUACUAAGUUAUCUUUUAGAGAUUGCCGGGUUCUGGUGGAACGUAUGGAGAGGAAGGUUGAUAAUUGGAUGUCUAAAUUGUUAUCGUUUGCAGGUCGAUUGCAGCUCCUUAACUCUGUUCUUGCAGCAAUGUAUACGUAUUGGGCCUCGGUUUUUAUUUUGCCAAUGCGUAUAGUCAAGGAUCUGGAAAAGAGAAUGCGAAGUCCGAUCCGAAACUUUAUUACACCAAGGAGAAUUGCCCAAGCGGGUUUUAAUUUGCAAACUACUGUUGCAGAGCUUGUAGACGCUAAUGGCAACUGGCGGUGGCCUCAGGCAUGGUAUGACUUAUUCCCAGUACUCAUAAAUGUCAUGGCUCCUUCUCUUGUUCCUGAUUCGGUUGACAGACUGGGAUGGAGAGAGGUGGGAGGGAAAAUUGUGCAUUUUAGCUCUUGGGAAGCUUGGAAUAAUCUUCGGGUAAGGGAUAACAAGGUGGCUUGGGUGAAUAUGGUGUGGUAUGGCCAGUGCAUUCCAAGACAUUCUUUUCAUCUUUGGUUAGUUCUAAAGAAUAAGCUGAAGACACAAGAUAGAUUGGCAGUUUGGGAAGCGGGGAGUGAAACAAAUCUACGUCUUAUGUGCUGUCCUCUUUGUAACUAUGGACGAGACUCAAGAGAUCAUUUAUUCUUUCAAUGCUCUUAUGCGGCCAAGAUUUGGAGCAUUGUCAAGGAAAAAGUUGAUAUGGUAAAUGUAAACGAUUCAUGGAGCUCAAUCAUGGCAUGGAUAGAGCUGAAUGCGAGUUCAAAGACUCUGGAACACAUUGUGUGUAAGCUGGUGGUAGCGGCCUCUACAUACUUUAUAUGGCAAGAACGGAAUAACCGGCUGUUUUCCAACAUUCACAGGAAGGAAGAGAUGGUGGCACAGAUUAUUUUGGAUAUGGUGCGGCUUCGUAUAAUGAGUUUCAAGAUCGGACGUCACGGGAAUUAUAGGAAGCUUUUGGAAACCUGGGGAGUAAGAGAAGACGAACCGGGCUAA